AUAGCGGCUUCGUUGUGGUUUUUGCUUGAAGUUGAUCUCAACGCAGUACUCUGUACCACGUGGUGUCCAUCGCUGCGAGGGACAGCCAAGAAAGAUGAACUUGGCAAUUUUAUUGGAAUUCUUGCUGUUGGCGGCAUGAAAGGGCCUAUUUCACUUUAUGGGAUACAAUGCGAUAUGCCCGUUCCUUUAACUGAUAACAAUGAGCCACGCGUAUAUCGCACCCAGCCGCACAUUGUGCUUCCGUCUCCCGAUUGCUGUCACAUACUGCUCUGGGAUUUGGAUGAUGACACGAUAUGUGCAAGAACAAUUUUCAGCGCGGAUUGGCUUUCUCCACCACUGAGCGUUGCUUAUUGCGGGGAAGAACGAUUGGCUGUGUCGUUUCGAGAAAAAAUGAUUAGGAUAUACGAUAUUAAAACUCUUCGAUGUAUUAUUGAGGAAGGUGCCCAGAGGACAGCCGGAAUGCAGGUCUACUCGCGACAGAGGUUAUUCAAUGGUAUAUUCAGUUAUCAGCAAGAUUAUACCCUCAAUGGGAUACAUUUAACGUGUGGCGUAUGCUACGUCACUUCAGGCUCAACAAAAGAGAACGUUUUCGUGCUUCCACUUGCAAAUAAGCAUGAAGUGCAGGUUUGGGAUAUGUGUGUUUGUCCACGGACCGGUGCCGUAGUGUCGGUAGGAGGCGAUGGGCGACUUAUAAUCUCGCAAAAUGGACGGCUGGCUCCGCAUGAAUCCGACAAUGAUUUGUCAUUCAAUGCAUGUCGUGUUGUUAUGACUCUUCUGAGGAAGUCGGAUGAGAAGCUACCGCAAGCUAAACAGCCAGGAAGUUCAUUUACUUAUCGGUUGGUGGCCAAAAAAUUGCACAUAUAUGGGCCGCUUGUUGCCAUAAACCUCAAGGCAUCGUCAACAUUCUUAAAAUAA
Gongylonema pulchrum is the source of this 915-nucleotide messenger RNA. The record is from the annotation of a GenBank genome assembly. NCBI's taxonomy places the organism in Eukaryota, Metazoa, Nematoda, Chromadorea, Rhabditida, Gongylonematidae.